AUGCCUCCACGCCGCCGCCUCGCCUCCGGCUACCACGGUGUUCGGGCGCGGCCGAGCGGCUGGUUCGACGUGGAGAUCCGCUCCGGCGACGAGCGGAUCCGCCUCGGCACAUACGACACGGCGCACGAGGCGGCGCGGGCGUACGACGCCGUCGCCUGGCGUCUCGGCCGCUCCCGGCGGACGAUGAAUUUCCAUGAUGUCUUCACGCGGGAGCAAGCGGAGAUGCUCGCGCUGCCACCGCCUGUCAUCACGCGCGAGCAGCAGCGCCGACAACGGGAGUUGGAGCAGCGCCUCCUCAUCGCGGAGCGCGACGAGGCGCUGCGCCUCGAGUGGGUGCGCCGCUUCUCUGAAGACGUCGUCGCCACGGAGGCCUUCUAUGCGCAGAAGGAGGAGGAGAAGUGGACGACGACGCCGGUGUCGGAGACGACUCCGAGCACCCACUCGUCGGACUUCGACUGGGAGUCGGACGAGUAG
This is a messenger RNA of Lolium perenne, 474 nucleotides long. RefSeq lists its product as uncharacterized. The record is from RefSeq and is a predicted model, not a curated record. Gene Ontology annotation, molecular function: DNA binding; DNA-binding transcription factor activity. NCBI's taxonomy places the organism in Eukaryota, Viridiplantae, Streptophyta, Magnoliopsida, Poales, Poaceae. Gene Ontology annotation, biological process: regulation of DNA-templated transcription.